Molecule: messenger RNA, 1483 nt
Organism: Prorocentrum cordatum
Lineage: Eukaryota; Dinophyceae; Prorocentrales; Prorocentraceae
Source: the annotation of a GenBank genome assembly
GGCCGGCCAGCGCUGGCCUGCCGGCGGCGGCGCUGGCCCGGUGGGCCGCGGGCGCCAGGUGCCAGCCGCCGCUGAUGCGGCCCGCGGCGCCGCUGGCGCGGCGCGCGUCGGGCCCCCGGGGGGCCUCGGCCGCUGCGGCUGCUGCGAUCGCGCCGCAGGGCGCCGCCCCCUCGCGUUGGCGGGCGCCGCCGCAGCGCGCCCGGCGGCCGAGCGCCUUCCCGGCUGGCCUCGAGGGCCUGCUGCGGAGCGAGUUCGGGGACCGCUGGUGCGGCCUCCUGAGCGCCCUGCAGCAGCCCAAGAGCUACGCCGCCUGGGCGAACCCCUUCGCGGGCGGCGGCGAGGGCGAAGCGUCGCCGCUGCUCGAGAGCCACGGCAUGGCGAGGCUGGCCGGCGCCGCCGGCAGCGCGGCGGGGCUGUGGGCGCCAGAGGGGCGCGCCGACGAACGGCUUUGGCUACCCAAGCCGCCGAACUGCUCGGCCACGGGCCUGAAGCUGUACUACCCGCUGGAUCUGGCGUCCGCCCUGCCAGCCCUGACGGUGCUGCUGGGCCCAGGGGCAGACGCCGCGGCCGACCGCCCCGGCACCUGGCCGGCGCUGCCCGCGGCGGGCGCGCGCGUGCUCGACGCGUGCGCGGCGCCGGGCGGCAAGCUGCUGCUGCUGGCGGGCGCGCUGCUGGCGCCAGGGGCCUCGGGCGCGGCGCUGUCGGCUGUGGAGUGGGACAAGUUCCGCUUCAACCGGCUGCUGCAGAACCUGCGGCUCUACCUGCCGGGCUGGGCCCGCGAGGCCCUGACCGCGGUCCACGGGGACGCGUCGGCGCCCGAGUCCACGCUCGCCCGCCGCGGCCAGGGGCGGUUCGACGCCGUCCUCGUGGACGCCCCCUGCUCCUCGGAGCGCGAGCGCAUCCUGAAGGCGCUCCACCGGGAGGCGCGCGCGGCCGGCCUCGGCGCGGCGGGCGUGCCGCCGCCCGGCCCGGGGGCGGUGCCGGACCUCGGCGCCUGGGAGGCGAGGGCGGCGAGCGCCGUGGCCGCCAUCCCGUGGACCGUCGAGCGGUCGCGGGCCAACGCUCGCCGUCAGGUCGCCCUCGUGAACGCUGCGAUGAGGGCAGCGCCGAGGGGGCACGUGGUCUACUCCACGUGCGCGCUGUCUCGGAUAGAGAACGACGACGUGAUCGCGGAGGUGAUGCGCGGGGCGCCGCCGUUCUGGCGCUGCUGCGGGGGCCGGCGCGCGAGCGCCGCGGACUCCGUCCGCUUCGGCGCGGUGCCGGGGGCGCUGGGCGCGCAGGCCCAGGUCGAGGAGACGGAGUACGGCUGGCGGCUGCUGCCAGACCGCGGCGGUUGGGGCCCCAUCUACUGGUCGCUGCUCCGCGGGCCAGGGCCGCCCUGAAAAACAAAAUUGUCUCCUUGUUAGCUUACAGCAGGUCUGUUUGAUUAUUCUCUUCAGGAGAGAAAGAAACACACAGACACAAUUCACCGUCGACUCCCAGG